This is a messenger RNA of Diabrotica virgifera virgifera (western corn rootworm), 5266 nucleotides long. RefSeq names its product zinc finger protein 239-like. Bases 60 to 959 code for a protein of 299 amino acids. Gene Ontology annotation, biological process: regulation of transcription by RNA polymerase II. The transcript is spliced from 3 exons. Lineage: Eukaryota; Metazoa; Arthropoda; Insecta; Coleoptera; Chrysomelidae. Gene Ontology annotation, cellular component: nucleus. The record is from RefSeq and is a predicted model, not a curated record. Gene Ontology annotation, molecular function: RNA polymerase II cis-regulatory region sequence-specific DNA binding; DNA-binding transcription activator activity, RNA polymerase II-specific.
UUAUGUGUUUGUGUUUAAUUUUAAAUUAUUUUUGAUAAACCAAACCAACGUUUAAAUAAAUGGAAGUAAAACAAGAAGUUAGUGAUGAGGCAUAUCAAGCCGAAAUAUAUUGUAAUGCUGUUGAUGAUAGUCCUUUGGAUAUUAAUAAAGUUGAAAUUAAAGAGGAAUUAAAAACAGAGAGUGCAUACGAUGCAUUUGAUUUAUACUUAAAAGAAUUCCCCAUAAAGACUGAAAUAAAACAAGAGGAACUUAUAUUAUUUAAAGAAAAAGAAUUAAAUGGCUUUCCUCAAGAGGAGAACACAUUGGAUAGUAUGGAAACAAUACCCGUACAUACAUAUAAUAAAGAAUUACAUAUGAGUCAACCCGUUGAAGAAAAUACAUUAAAAUGUGAAAUUUGUUAUAAGCAGUAUUCGAGAAAAUACAAUUUAAAAGUACAUUUGAGAGUGCACACUGGAGAAACGUCUCACAAGUGUGAAAUUUGUUUUAAGCAGUUUACUACAGCAAGUAAUUUGAAAGUACAUGUGAGAGUGCACACUGGGGAAAAACCUUACAAGUGUGAAAUUUGUUUUAAGCAAUUUAGUCAAACAAACGGUUUAAAAAAACAUAUGAGAAUGCAUACAGGAGAAAAACCUUUUAAGUGUGAAAUUUGUUUAAAACAGUUUAGAGCAGCAGGAGCUUUGACAACACAUGUGAGAGUGCACACUGGUGAAAAAUCGUGUAAGUGUGAUAUUUGUUUCAAGCAAUUUAAUCAACCAAGUAAUUUGAAAACACAUUUGAGAGUGCACACUGGAGAAAAACCACACAAGUGUGAAAUUUGUUUUAAGCAGUUUAGUCAAUUAAAGGAUUUAAAAAACCAUUUGAGAGUGCACUCUGGAGAAAAACCUUACCAGUGUGAAAUUUGUUUUAAGCAGUUUAGUAGAGCAUUUGUUUUGAAAACACAUUUGAGAGUGCACACUUAGUUUAGUGUGCACUCCAGUGAUGAUUUCCAAUCUUCGAUAGGAGUGUGUAGCGGUCACGCUACUGAUCCUUUUUAAAUUAAUCACAUUUACUGUCCCUUUACGAAUUUCAUUUUGGAGACGCCUAUGGGAAUCGCCCAGUUGCCUACAUUCGCAACGUAGCGAGAAGAAAGCAUCGCGCAUGACUUUUUAUCGGAUCUAGACAAAAAUCGAUUUUGUCGAUUUUGACAUCAGUUUGGUCAAACUCUUUAAAUAAGGCAGACGCCGAUAUUGAGAUUCUUCUCAUUUUUAAGUGGAAUUGAAACCAGAUUUUAGAUGGAAAUCAAAUAACUAUAAGCAUCGAUUAUAAAUAUUCCACUAGAUAGCUCACCUCUUGGUAACCGAAAGACGUAUCAACAACUAGAUGGCGCUACUCGAAAACCGUAUCGAGAUUUCUCAUUCUCUCUUUGACUUGCGAGGAGGUAGGAGUAGUGUCAGGGCCGAACUUACCCUAUAGGUGUAUUAACAACCGAAAGACGUAUCAACAACUAGAUGGCGCUACUCGAAAACCGUAUCGAGAUUUCUCAUUCUCUCUCUGACUUGCGAUGAGGUAGGAGUAGUGUCAGGGCCGAACUUACCCUAUAGGUGUAUUAACUGUGACAAGUGUUGUGACAAGUUAUAGCAAAAUUAAAAAAAAAGACUCACAUUUUAGAUAAAAUGGCCUCUGUAACGCAUAAGUGUGUUUACGCGGGAUGUUUUGAAAGAAACGAUGGAACAAAUAAUAAUAUAUCUUUGUUUAAAUAGUCCCUGAAAGACGUAGAGCGCACAAAAAUUUGGCAAAAAAACUGCGGAAAUAUUGAUAUUAUAUUGAUGGAUAUCAGUGACCUGAAACAGAGGGUAAUUUGCCAGCAUCAUUAUGCAGUGGAACAUAUUUACCAAAGUGGCCAAAGAAAGUUAUUAAGGAAAAAUGCUGUUCCUCUAAAAUUUGCACAGUUAGCAACUGAUUUAGGUGAUACCCCACCAGUAUUAUGCUUUACAUACGUUUAUUGCGGUACGAAACGUAAAAGAUCUACAAGUGGCGAUUGUAUGGUUAGGUCAACUCCAUCGCCUAAGAGAUCAAGUAGUAGUCUCAGUGAUAUUUCCAGUUUUGAUAUUAAUUUGCCCACAAAACUUGAAACUGAAUUGACGGAGAAGGUAAAAAAAUUGGAGUAUCAAGUAAAUGCUUUAAAGAAGAAGUGUCGUCAGAAGAACAGUCAGCGUUGUAGAAGAACAACAAAAAACAGAAAAUCGACAACCAAAUUCAUGAUACAGGUACUGUUAGAAAAUAAAAGCAUAUACGUGCACACUUUUGUUAAUAUGCAGUUUUCACACAAAACUCGUUCACAAUGGAGUCACAAUGAAAAGGAUUUAGCUCUGGCCAUUUAUUAUAAGUCUCCUAGUUGUUAAAAUUUUUUUAAUUAGAUCUCUUAACUUUAUAUUACCUCCAGUAAAAACAAUUCAAACUUGGUUGCGUGUCAUAAAAUUAAGAACUGGUUUAAACAUUUCCCUAAUUGACAAGUUGAAGAAAAAAGCAGAGACAAUGGAUCAAUGGGAAAAAAUUUGUGUGUUAAUGUUUGAUGAAAUUUCUUUGAAAAAGUAAUUGGAGUACAAUAAAUUAGAUGACAUUAUAGAAGGGUUUCAAGAUUUAGGUGCUUUAGGAAGAACAAACAAACUUGCCAACACAGGUCUGGUUUUCAUGAUGCGCGGCUUGCUACAUAAGGCUACGCGGCUUGCUACAGGUGGUCCAAUACAUAGCGAUAACUUGAAAAACAUUGUAGUUGAAGUUGUUUCAAAAUUAUAAAAUAUUGGGUAUACAGGGUGUCCCAGACUAAUUUACCCACGCUAUAUCUCUUAAACGAAUAGAGAUUUUCGAAUGGGACAAAAGGUGAUAUAUUCUACUUGUAAUACACUUUAAUAUGGCGUACAAAAAAAUCAUCCCCUAAAUAAUCAUCCCUUAGUUACAACCCCUAACUUUAAUUUUUUUAAUAGCACCCUGUAUAUUUUUUUAUAGUUUUGGAUGUGGUCUUUUAUCGUCUAUUCAACACAUUUUUUGAAAAUAAAAUCGGUUCGUAAAUAACCUAGAAACUAUAAAUUUUGUGUCCCAGACUAAUUUAUCCAGGCUAUAUUUCUUAAACGAAUAGAGAUUUUCGAAUGGCACAAAAACUGAUCUAUUCCAUUUGAAAUACACUUUCAUAUGGCGUAGAAAAAAUUCAUCCCCUAAAUAUUCAUCCCUAACUUACAGGGUGCUAUUUAAAAAAAAUAAAGUUAGGGGUUGUAACUAAGGGAUGAAUAUUUAGGGGAUAUUUUUUUUCUACGCCAUAUUAAAGUGUAUUACAAAUGUAAUGUAUCAGUUUUUGUCCCAUUCGGAAAUCUCUAUUCGUUUAUGAAAUAUAGCCUUGAUAAAUUAGUCUGGGACACAUAGUUAACAAAACUAAACUGAUAUUUUCUUGGUUAUUUACGAACCGAUUUUAUUUUCAAAAAAUGUGUUGAAUAGACAACUAGUCUGGGACACCCUGUAUACCAAAAGUGUUGUGUGGUCAAGCAUCUAAUAAUAGAGCUUUAUUUAAGCUGUUAGGCGCAUGUAAGGAUCAGCCUGCAAUAGAAAUAGGAAAUCAGAGGAUUUUCACUAUGUUCGAUACACCCCACUUAUUAAAAAGUCCAAGAAAUAAUUUUCUUAACAAAAGUUGACGUUUUUUGCCGAUUCUAAACAAAUAUCGUGGCAAGAUAUUGAAUACACAUACAACAUCGAUAGAACCAGUGUGAGAGCACGAUGCAUGGUGAAAAUAACAAACGUUCAUAUAAACCCUAAUAAUUUUCAAAAAAUGCGUGUAAAAUUAGCAGCACAAAUUUUUUCCAACUCAAUUGCCUCAGCAAUAUCAACAGCAAUAUCUGUAGGGCAGUUACACACCAAAACGGCUUCUCUUACUGCCGAAUUUUUGAAAAUUAUAAAUAAUAUUUUUGAUGGUCUUAACAGCAAAUAUUGUAGUGAUAGUAAUCCAAACAGAAAGUCAAUGUCAACUUUAAGCAAGUCAACUGAAAACUUAAAAGCAGGUUUAGAAUAUUUUUAAAAAAUUAAAGUUUUUGAAAAUCAGAAAGAGAGAAAUAAUAUUCACUGUCUACACGGCUUUCAGUGGACCAUUUUGUCAGUUUUAUGUUUGUGGGAGGAACUUCAAAAAUAAUAUAAUGUGUCAUAUCUUUUAACAUCUUUUCCGAACCAAAAUCCUCUAGAAAAUUUUUUCUCUAUUGUGCGCAAUAGAGUUAGUCUAGUGCGUUCAUAAAAAAAACAUGUGUUUUUACUUAAUAACAGGCGGUAGCUGGUUUGUCUUUAGUUUCAUACGUGGAAGAGAAUGAUGCUAGAUCAAAAGUAUGUGUUUUAUCUCGUCAGGUAUUAAUGACGCACGGGUAAAUAAUCGUGGACUCAACUGAAUGUUAAACUACACUAUUAGCUUUAGUUUAUAUAUACAGUAGAUAUUAACAAGUAUUUUAUAAUAUCAGGAAAACAAUAUCAGUAUGUCUUAAAACCUUGGAAUCAUAUGGAAACUUUUUUAUUCAGUUUAGGGAAAAAUGUAUUAUAUUGAUAAAAACUUGCAUGUCCUAAAACUCAAAAUGAAAGAAUCAGUUGUCAAAUAUUAUGAGUCGUAUACCAAGUUUGUUAAAAAAUAUUAAUUCUUCUCAAGAGUAAUAUACCUUCAUUUUUAAAGCACUUUCAUAUAAAUAUGAACGUGGCUUUUAAUUGUUCUCGACUUUUAAUAAUAAAAUGUUUCGAUAUUGUCAAUAAUGAAAGUACUUCUUGAGAACAAGAAAUAAUAAAUAUCUUUUUUUCCUAAAAUUUUAAUUUUACUAUCUUAGUUUGAAAAGAAUUAACAUUCAAAUAUACUUAUUUACUUUAUUUUGAAAUAUGAUCUAAUUAGUGAUGUUUUAAACUUUCUAAUCCUGUCCGUUUAUCAGCUUUUACCUAUUGUUCCUAGGCAGAUGGCCCUCAACUAUUUAUAUGUUGGAAAUUCCCUGUCAUUUUAUCAAGAUAUAUGUAUACCAAAUUUCAUGCCAAUCCAAUGGAUUCUUUAAAAUUCGGAGGUUUUGCAAUAUUUUACCUGGGGUGAAUGGGUUAGAUCUGGAAAGAAAUUCUGUAUAUCAACUUCAAAUAGUUUAUUUCGCAUUAGUUCUGAAAAUAUCAUUCUUUUACAAAUUGCAAAAAAUAAUUUACAUGUGAAUUAUAACUGCUAAUUUUAUUAUGUAUUUUCUAUUUUGUUGUUUUUUUGUAGUGUAUUAAUAAUUAAAUAAUUUUUAAGAAA